Beta vulgaris subsp. vulgaris (sugar beet) is the source of this 1040-nucleotide messenger RNA. Its product is annotated as ubiquitin-conjugating enzyme E2 5. The coding region runs from base 235 to 750 and encodes 171 amino acids. The record is from RefSeq and is a predicted model, not a curated record. Gene Ontology annotation, cellular component: nucleus. Gene Ontology annotation, molecular function: ubiquitin conjugating enzyme activity. The transcript is spliced from 6 exons. Lineage: Eukaryota; Viridiplantae; Streptophyta; Magnoliopsida; Caryophyllales; Amaranthaceae. Gene Ontology annotation, biological process: ubiquitin-dependent protein catabolic process; protein polyubiquitination.
UCCUCAUUUCUUUCUUUAUGUAUGAAUUCCCGAACUAACAUUGCGUUCUUUGCUUUAUGUGACCGAAACUCAGAAAUCACACUUUUUCUCUCUCUUCUUAAAAUUUUGUUCUUCUCCUCAGACAAAAAACCCUGUCCUAAAAAUAUCAAAAGAUAAAAAAUGUCUUCUCCUAGCAAGCGCCGUGAGAUGGACUUGAUGAAACUUUGGGAUUGUGUUUGAUUUUUGUGAACUAGGAUGAUGAGUGAUUAUAAGGUGGAGAUGAUCAAUGAUGGCAUGCAAGAAUUUUAUGUGGAAUUUCAUGGACCCAGUGACAGUCCUUACCAGGGAGGUGUUUGGAAGAUAAGGGUAGAGCUUCCAGAUGCCUACCCUUACAAGUCUCCGUCGAUCGGGUUUAUCAACAAGAUAUAUCAUCCUAAUGUUGAUGAAAUGUCUGGUUCAGUUUGUUUAGAUGUUAUUAAUCAGACUUGGAGCCCUAUGUUUGACUUAGUAAAUGUUUUUGAAGCGUUUCUGCCUCAACUUCUAUUGUAUCCGAACCCAUCAGAUCCCUUGAAUGGGGAAGCUGCAGCUUUGUUGAUGCGUGAUAAAGCUACAUAUGAGCAGAGGGUAAAAGAAUAUUGCGAGAAAUAUGCCAAGCCCGAGGAUAUUGGUGCAGUACAGGAGGAUGAACAAUCUAGUGAAGAAGAGCUGAGCGAGGAUGGUUAUGCCUCUAGCGAUGGUGAUGAUGAGGUGGCCGGCAAAGCUGACCCUUGAUGCUGAAUUUAACUGUCUAUCUGUACAUUUAAUCUUAUAAAAGUAAAAAAGAUGGGAAAUUGCUCUCUGAAGGGUAAGUUUGAUGGAAAAUAAUAUCUGAAGACUUCCCUUCUAUCUCUUUAGCCUUAUGUAUAUUAGUAAACCGAGAAGUAUCGCGAAUGAGGGACAAGGCGUAUAUUCAUUCAUGUCAUGGAUUUGAGGUAAUUUCUAGAUGUCAUUAAGAAAAAAACAUAAACGUUAUGGAAGUUGGUUGGAAUCAGGAAAUUUUCUAUCGGAGUUGGUUGCUGUAA